This is a messenger RNA of Nicotiana attenuata, 2279 nucleotides long. RefSeq lists its product as uncharacterized. Bases 153 to 2117 code for a protein of 654 amino acids. Lineage: Eukaryota; Viridiplantae; Streptophyta; Magnoliopsida; Solanales; Solanaceae. The transcript has a single exon. The record is from RefSeq and is a predicted model, not a curated record.
GUAACCUUAUGUCAUUUCACGCGAACACACCCUAUUGUCCUUUUUCGUCCAUCAAAAAUACACACACUCCCCUUUCACACUCUCACUCUCCCUUUCUUACUUACUUCCUCCAUUUGUCCUAGCUUACUCUACAUUCUCUUCCUAAAAUCCUAAUGGAGCAUCCCUUCUUCAUCAAUGGCCCCCCCUCUAACCGACCUGAAGCAUUGCGUUGGCUAUCCAUCGCUGAGAAGCUCUUAACGAAUCGUGACCUUGUUGGCAGCAAAUCAUUCGCGACCCGUGCCCGUGAAUCCGACCCGACAUUAGCACCUGCUACCGACCAAAUACUCGGCAUCGUCGAUACUUUAAGCGCCGGCGACAAAAGGAUAAACAACCACCACUUCGACUACUACUCUAUUCUCCAAAUCCCUCCUAACCAAACCCAAAAUGCCGACUUCAUCGCUGAUCAGUAUCGCCGAUUUGCUCUUCUUCUCAACCCUCAGAACAACAAUUUCCCCUUUUCGGAUCAAGCUUUUCGCCUUGUUGUUGAUGCAUUCUCAGUUCUUUCUAAUCCCUUGAGAAAAAGUAUGUAUGAUAAGGAGCUGGGUUUCUUCCUUAACCUUUACCCAGUUGCUUCUACACCUACCCCUGUGAAUUUUGUGCAUCAUGGUGCGUAUCCUUCAAUACCCAGUUCAAAUGCAGACCAAAUGUUUGUGAAUUUGCCCAGUCAAGAUCAAGGGUCACAUGCUGCUGAAGUGAGCUUUAGUAGAGACCCACAAGCUGGAAUUUCUAUGCCAGUCAAAUUUCUGACUCGUGAACAAGAAACUGUGACCUCUAUGGCAGGCUCGGUUACAGAGCAACAACAUCAGCAACCACAACAACCUGUAACAUUUCCGAGACAACAUGCACAACCACCAGUGACGUCUAUUUCAUUUUCAAACACAGAUGAACAACCUGCGACAUUCUUGAGUUUGAACCAACCACAGCCGGUAACCUCUGUGAGAAGCUUAAAUACAGAAAACCCACCAUUUGGUAUCGGGUUGAGUUCGACACGAGGGCCAGAACCGAUGGUUUCUGUAGAGCAGCAUGGGAAUCAACACCUCCCAGAAAGGAAUGAGAAUGUGGUGGGGAACAAUGAAAACAGGUCUGCUAGUACUAGUGAUCAUGUGAGUAAUGCCAACGAGAAAGAAGGAAAUGUAGAUGCUUCAGAUAAUAGGAUACCCAGUUUCUGGACUGCUUGUCCUUAUUGUUAUAUUAUGUAUGAGUUCCCUUUGGAGUAUGCUGAUUGUACUUUGCGGUGUCAAAAUUGUAAGAGGGCUUUCCAAGCUGUAACAAUUGCGUCCCCUCCACCAAUUAUUGAUGGAAAAGACGCUUGUUUUUGUUGUUGGGGAUUUAUGCCUUUAGGAUUGUCUUUGGAGAAUUUUGAGAGAAAUAGAGAUAAUGGUUCGAGCUGGUCUCCAUUUUCGCCGAUGUUUACUUGUCCGCGUGCUGGGGGGGAUGGAGGGAGUAAUAUACAUAAUCGUGUUGUUGGAGGACAUAGUCAUGUGGAUAAUCUUGGCGCUUUGCAUAAUGCAGGUGCAUCGAUCAGUGGGGAUGGACGAGAGCAUUUUGCUCCAAGAAUAUACGUUGAUGAUGAUGAUGAUGUGUUUGUUGAGGUGUCGGAGGCAGGUGAGGAGUCUGAUGAGGAUUGGAAUCGGAAUAAGGAGAGGAACAAAGCGAAGAGUGGGAAGCGGAAGAAUGCAAGGACGGGAACCCCAAGUAAAAAUGCCAUGAAGCAGCAAGCUGUUAAGGCAAAGAACGUUGAAGGGAAUAAUGAUUUCAAUUUGCAAGAUGGUUUAGCUACUCAAGAUGGUGUAGAGAUGUCACAUGUUGUGGCAGUUGAGUCAAAUAAGAAAGGUAUUGCAAGUAAGACAAGAAGGCCAACUGAUGGGGUCGCAAAACACUUUGGGAGUUUGGAUUUGAAUGUGGAGUUCAGUAAUGAUGUUGAAGAGCCUAUAGUUCAGAUGAGCCACGAAAAUGAAGCAGGGGAGGGAGAGGAUGACACUGUUGAAGUGAUUGGGUUUUUUGAAGGUCUUGAUGAAUUUCUUAGCAGUCUUCCUAUACUCGAUGUUGUGGAUGGUGAUAAGGUUGAGGCUGCCUAGUGAAGUAAGAUACUUCUUUUAUCGUAGUUGUAGCUUUAAUUUUUGUCUUUUGUAUGCUGUAGUUAAGAAUGGUGUAGAAGCAUUGGCCUUAAAAUUUCUACUGUAAUGCUAAUGUAUAACUAUUCUCUUCCGAAAUAGCUGCAGGAAUCAGUUUAUUGCCUC